Molecule: messenger RNA, 1925 nt
Organism: Castor canadensis (American beaver)
Lineage: Eukaryota; Metazoa; Chordata; Mammalia; Rodentia; Castoridae
Gene: Airim
Product: AFG2 interacting ribosome maturation factor
Cellular component (GO): cytoplasm; nucleus
Source: RefSeq, a predicted model, not a curated record
GCAUAUGCACAGUGGCAGGCAGGGAAUAGUGGAGUUCUUUGGCUUUCAUUUUCAUGCUGGUGUAGGGAACGUGGCUCUCAACCUCAAAGAAAGGAGACAUGAUUCUGGCUCCAGAAGCAUGGGUCUGAAAGAAGACAGGGCUUUGGCCCCGGGAAUCUGCAGUCUGCCCUAUCCCAGAUGACCCUUCUUCCAGGGACAGCCAGGUCACUCUUCCUGAAGGGGAAAGCGAGAGUCUUUCAGAGACCCGCUUCUCGAGGCUCGAGCAGGAGCUUGUGUCCGGAAGAAUUUGGAGACCGAGAGCUGGACUCCCACCCUUGACCCAACCUCCGCUACCGACCUGGCUUGCUGACACCCCCCACACACCCCUACCCCCACCACCAGAAGAUGGCUCAAGAUCGGCCUUUGCGUGCUGUGCAGGAGGCCCUGAAGAAGUGCUUCCCCGCCGUGGAGGAGCAGCAGGGCCUGUGGCAGAGCACUGUGCGGGACUGCCAGCCCCUCCUGGCCUCGCUCAGCAACCUGGCCGAGCAGCUGCAGGCGGCACAGAAUCUGCGCUUUGAGGAUGUGCCCGCACUUCGGGCCUUCCCGGACUUGCAGGAGCGGCUCAGGCGCAAGCAGCUGGAGGCUGGUGACAGUGUUCUGGACAAGCUGGCGGAGAGACUAGCCACUCUCCUCAAGGUGCGUGACACUGUGAGCAGCCAUGUGGAGCAAGUGUUCCAGACCUAUGAGCAGCACGCAACUGCAGUUGGCAUUGAUGGUGUUCUGCAGCCCUCAGCUGUAAGCCCCUCUGUAGCUGACAUGUUGGAAUGGUUACAGGACAUUGAGAGAUAUUGUCGAAGUUCGUACCUGAAGAGAAAAUACCUCCUCUCCUCAAUCCAGUGGGGAAACUUGGCAGACAUCCAAGCAUUGCCCAAGGCCUGGGACCAAAUUUCAGAAGAUGAGCACCAAGACCUUGUGCAAGCUAUCCUAUUGAAUGUUUCCUUCUUCCUGGAGGAGUAAAGAAGCUGUGUGUUUAUCUGGAAAUGUGAAGUACCACAAUUGAAGACUGACAUUGCUGCAUCUGCUAUUUCUAAAGAAACAUCAUAGCAACCUGACAUUUGAAACAUGAAUACCUACAACCUCAGGACUUGGUCUUGGGAUGACUGCUGGCAGAUAUCCUGGGGUUCUCCAUGCCAGGUCAUGGCUGAGGGUACAUGGGUCACCCCUUGCCCUCUCCUGAGGCUCAAGGAAGUGGACAGAGGCAGAGGAAAAACAGGAAAGGCAUCACUGAUGAAUAUAGUGUCUGUCUCCAUCAUAAAGCCUGAGUGGUAGGGAAGGAAAGGACAGGCGGUAACAGGUGGCAGCUGCCCUUAGCAUCAUCUGAGCAACAUAUCUGUUUGACACCAGUCCUGGUUUUGUAUGUAUCUGACUCCUUGAUUAUUUACAGAUAUGAGUAGGUCUGGGUUUGUAGUUAGAAUGUGUAUUUGACAUGCAUGAGGCCCUAGGUUCAGUCUCUCAAAAAAAAAAAGAAGGAAGGAAAGCAAAAGAGAAAGGGAAAAGAAAUGAAAAAGUGGUGAAAAACAUUGACGAAUAUUUGGCCAAUCCCAGUAGCUCCUUAUCAUCAAGCUGAUUUCUGUUUCCAAAGCCUGCCACCAGGGGGAGGUGGUGCCGCAUGAAUGGUUCUGAAUGCUUUGUUCUUAAGAGCUAGUGGUCCACUAUUGCUGUUACCAUCUGAGAAGUAAUGGAGAACACCAAGAAUCCCAAAAUGACAGCUGGCGUUGCACUUGCCAUAUUCUGAAUUUGUCGGACUGCAUGGGUGGGAGAACACCAGCCCAGAGUAGGUGAUCGGAUUGCAUUUCUGAGGCCCUGUACCUACAUCUGCAGUGGCUGCAUGCUUUUAGAGCCUUCCACUCCCCCAGAUGCUUGCAGAAAUCUAGGUCAUUCACUAA